Molecule: messenger RNA, 1359 nt
Organism: Rotaria sp. Silwood1
Lineage: Eukaryota; Metazoa; Rotifera; Eurotatoria; Philodinida; Philodinidae
Source: the annotation of a GenBank genome assembly
AUGAGCAAACAAAAAUCGACAACAACUGUUAUCAGUGGUGCAGCAGCGAUGCCUAGCACCACCACUAUUACCAACGCGAACAAUCGUGCUGCUGUUGUGUUGUCUCGACCUAUGCGUCGGGUUCUUCAAAAUUUCCGACUUCUAUGGCUUGAUGCCAAGUUGGAUGAAUCCAAAGACGAUUUCAAGAAAUCGUUUCGACGUUUGCGACGUGUUGUAGCAAGCAUCGAAACAUUUACAGAUGCUCAAGAAUGCAUUGACUUUCUCAGUGCCAUUACAAAUGAAAAGGUAUUUAUGAUUGUGUCAGGCUCACUUGGACAAAAAAUAGUAACAGAUAUUGAAUCCAUGUCACAAUUAGAAUCUGUGUAUGUUUUUUGUCGCAGUCAAUCUCAUCAUGAGCAAUGGGCCAAUAAAGUACCAAAGAUUAAAGGCGUAUACACAAAAAUCAAAUCGAUCUGUAAGGUCUUGCAAAUCGAUCGUGAAAAUUGUGAUCGAUCUAUGAUCUCAAUCAGUUAUAAUGGCAUUGAUGCUUUAUUUAUGUAUACACAAUUAUUAAAAGAAGCACUUUUAGAAAUUGAAGAUGACGAUACAAAAUCUAUUAAAGAACUUGCCGAAUACUGUCUUCUUCAAGAUGAUAUUGUUGAAAGUGAAAUUAGGAAGGUCGAAAAAGAAUACCGUGACCACACACCAAUAUGGUGGUAUACGGCACCAUUUUUUAUAUACUCGAUGCUCAAUCGAGGCCUUCGCCUCAUGGAUAUCGACAUCAUUUUAAAAAUGGGCUUUUUUAUUCGACAUCUACACAAUCAUAUUGCACAAUUACAUCGCGAGCAACAAGAUAACGUGCCAACGAUAUUUCAAGUCUUUCGUGGACAAGGUUUGUCCAUUGAAGACUUUGAAAAAAUGAAAAAAACCAAAGGAGGACUUAUGUCCUUUAAUAAUUUCUUAUCAACAAGUCGCAAUCGCAAGAUUUCCCUGGAAAACUUUGCACGGCCAGCUACACAGAAUCCUAAUUCAGUUGGCAUACUUUUCAUUAUGAACAUCAAUACGGCUAUUUGCACAAAAUCAUCAAUACCAUUUGCUGAAGUAAGCAAAGUUGGUUACUACAAAGAUAAAGAGGAAGAAAUACUUUUUACAGCACAUACAAUUUUUCGUAUCGAUCGCAUUGAACGAAUUGAAAAUAAACAUACCGAUCGCUUAUGGCAAGUUAAUCUCACCAUCGUGGGUAAUCAAGAUGAUGACUUUAACACACUCACAGCAUAUCUGCGAGAAGAGUCCACUUGGGCAACAGGAUGGGCUCGAUUUGGUCACAUACUUAUUAAACUUGAAAUAACUAAAUAUCAUACUCUUUUUCGUAUAAAAUAA